UCUCAAACAAAAAGAAAAAAAAAAGAAUGAUCAAAUUCUGUUAUUAACUACAAAAAAAAUAAAUAUAUUAUUUUUUUUUCUGAUUCAGUCAUUCUUAAAUACGGAUAGAGAAAAACAAAACAAAGCUCCAUACUCUCUCAAUAAUGGAAGAAGUUUCUCUCCUAAUUCCUUCCUAACUUUAACCCGAUUUUGAUAACUCUGAAAAGGGGUUUUUCUUAGAGUUAUUUCUUAAAUUCAAUCAAUCGAAUUCGAUGUUAUUAUCUUUAUUCUUUGGGUUUUUUCUUGGAGCCCUUACAAUCGUUGCUGUUGAAGCAUUUGUGUUGUAUCAUCUUAUUCAUCGAUUAACUAAGAAAUAUGAGUUCAAAUCUCAACUGGUUCAGCAAGAUCUUGAUCCUCAACAAUCUCUUUCGUUCUCUUAUAAUAAACAGGGUGUGAUUUGGAUAUUAGAACCGGAAAAGCUUGCGAAAGUAGGGGCCAAGGACAAGUUACCUAAGGAUCAAAAAAACAAGAAGGAGAUAGUGGAGGUCACUCCUGUCAAAAAACAUGCAAAGAUUAAGGACCAUUCACUUAUUAUCACCAAUUCAAAUGGUUCUCAGGUUACUAUUGAUCUUGUUGAUUGCAUGGUACUAUCUGUUUCAGCAUCAAAUCUUUCCUCAAGGAAGUGGGCAAAAAGAUACCCAGUUAAAGUGGAGGGCAAAACGUCAGCUGUGUAUAACGGAAGCAAAAGUUUUUAUAUAUAUUUUGAAACUUCCUGGGAGAAGGAAUCAUGGUGUAAGGCCCUUCGUCUUGCUACACGUGAUGGCAAGGAAAGAGUUAAUUGGUAUGCCAAAUUGAACAAGGAGUUUUACAAUUACCUUACAUCUUUAAAUGCAGGAUAUCCUUCUCUUAAGAAACAUCCUUUUGGGUUCUCUGCUGAGCCCAUGGAUAGAACUACUAAAAAUGAUGGUUCUACGUCAAAAGUUCGUGGCUUUCUAAAAAAACUUGCAAAAAAGGCUUCUAAGAGUGGCACUGAUAGUAAGGGAAAUAGUGUGUCGGCAUCAAUUCAUGAAGAGAGGAAGAUGGGUGAGAAGUCACGUUCAGCCCAAGAUUUAGUGGGGCUAACCGGUUCUGUUAGGUAUCCCUUGACAGAAAAGACUACUAGCAGUUCCUUGGAUGAGGAUCCCGUGCUUUCACGUUCAGUAAGCCAAAGUCAAGCCUCCGUGACCUCAGAUGCAGAUUUUGAUGACAAAUUUGGUGUUGAUGAAGGAACACUUUGCUGCAAUUUGCUACUUUCACGGUUAUUUUUCGACACCAAAAGAAAUGAUGCGAUAAAAAGCUCCAUACAAGAAAGGAUCCAGAGAACAUUACUCAAUUUGAGAACCCCUAGUUACAUCGGUGGAGUAAAUCUUACAGGUUUAGAUCUUGGAACUCUCCCGCCUAACAUCCAUGGCAUGAGGGUUCUUCCAAUGGACAUGAAUGAGGUUUGGGCCAUUGAAUUGGACUUGGAAUAUUCAGGUGGCCUAGUGUUAGAUGUUGAAACAAGACUUGAAGUUCGUGAGCCUGGUUUUGAGAAGGGUAUCAUAAAUAAAGGUUUGGAGUCAGAUUCUGUUGGCAGGGCUACAUCAGAUCUUUUAGAAGGUUUCCAGUCAUUAGUUUCUGGAGAAAUAGUUGAUGAGAUAGAUAAGAAAGAAGAAGUGGAGAACAAGCAUGAUGAGACAAAAUUCUCAAAGAGCAGUAGUUGGAAAUCGCCUUAUGUUUCAAAGUGGAAAUCUAUUGUGAAUUCUGUUGCCAACCAUGUUUCACAGGUUCCCAUUAGCUUAGGUAUAAGGAUUGCAUCGGUUCGAGGAACCUUGCGAAUUCAUAUAAAGCCACCUCCUUCUGAUCAGCUAUGGUUUGGAUUCACAUCAAUGCCUCACAUUCAGUUCGACCUGGACUCUUCGGUUGGAGACCACAAAAUUACCAGUGGACAUGUUGCUGUGAUACUCGGAAACCGAUUUAAGGCAGCAAUCCGUGAUAUGUUAGUUCUUCCAAAUUGUGAAGGUGUAUGUGUUCCAUGGAUGUUAGCUGAAAAGGAUGACUGGAUUCCUCGUAAAGAUGCUCCCUUUAUAUGGGUUAAACAGGAAGUGGUUAGUGAUCCUGCAGCGCUUGAGUUACCGAACUGUCAACCAGAGGAAUCUGAAACCAUAGUUGAAGAAGGUAGGAAGAGUAGUGAUAAACAGGCGAGUAGCAGUAAUUAUUUAGAGGUAAAGGAUUACGAAAAUGCGAAGAGCCUACAUCAAAGGAAUGGGCAGUCUGAAGAAUUGUCAUCUUCUUCAAAACCUAGUUUAUCUGCAUCAAGUUCCACUAAUCAAUCCACAAGCAGCAGCCGUUCUUUACAAGAUUUGAAAGCUCCGUUGCUAAUUAAGGACGAGUCACAUAAUGAGACAUAUAGUUACAGCAGGUCGGAGAGCCAAGAGGAGAAUCAAUCACCACUAUCCGAGUCCAUGAUUAGGGAAAGACAGUUUGGAUCUUUCAAUGAGGAUCCAAAUCCUAAGAAAAUGGGCAGUAGGAGAGCAAGAAUGAUGGAUUUGAGGAAUAAGGUGUCUGAGAAAUUCGAAGAAAAGAAGAGACAUAUUGAAGAAAAGGGCAGAAACAUUGUUGAGAAGAUGCGAGGACCAUGAUACUUUUACCUCCUCUGGUUAUGAGCAGAACUGGGAUUGCCCAAAAGUAGAUUGAAAAGCAAGAGAGCGCACUUUCCAGAAAAUUUGUUGAUUAAAUAUAUUGAUACAAGGAAAUCAAGGAAUUCAAUUCAGAUUCCUCGUGCCAUAAUACUGUAAAAAGGGACCACAAUAUUUAGAACAUGUACUGAUGAUUCAAUCAACAAUUCUUUUUACAUUCAUAAGAGAAAUAUCAAAAUUUCCUUCA
This is a messenger RNA of Papaver somniferum (opium poppy), 2883 nucleotides long. RefSeq names its product testis-expressed protein 2-like. Gene Ontology annotation, molecular function: lipid binding. The transcript has 7 exons. The coding region runs from base 252 to 2639 and encodes 795 amino acids. NCBI's taxonomy places the organism in Eukaryota, Viridiplantae, Streptophyta, Magnoliopsida, Ranunculales, Papaveraceae. Gene Ontology annotation, cellular component: endoplasmic reticulum. The record is from RefSeq and is a predicted model, not a curated record.